Strongylocentrotus purpuratus (purple sea urchin) is the source of this 1525-nucleotide messenger RNA. RefSeq names its product caspase-3. Gene Ontology annotation, molecular function: cysteine-type endopeptidase activity. Gene Ontology annotation, biological process: proteolysis. The coding region runs from base 14 to 1105 and encodes 363 amino acids. The record is from RefSeq and is a predicted model, not a curated record. Lineage: Eukaryota; Metazoa; Echinodermata; Echinoidea; Camarodonta; Strongylocentrotidae. The transcript has 7 exons.
ACAAAUUGACGUUAUGCCCGACGUAGACGGCUUGUACACGGAUUGGGAGAUAGAAAUGGCAGAGCCAAGGAAGGAACAAUUUGACCCCGAAGAAAAUUACGCGUUGCAUACAUCUGACUUCAAGGGGCUCGUACUCAUAAUAAACAAUGAUCGUUUCCAUGAGGCAAAAGAUCGUCCUGGAUCGGAGCGGGACUUGAUAAAUAUCGAUCAUGUCUUCAGCCAAAUCGGCUAUGAACCUGUCAUCAUGACAAAUUUGUCUGCCAAUGAAAUUCGUACCUUUCUGGACAAGUCUGUAAGCAGAAUAAAUCUAGAGGGAUCCAUCUGUCACUCAUCUGUGGUUCUUGUUCUAAUGAGUCAUGGUGAAAAACAAGGCAUCUAUGGUACCGACUCGGAAGUUGUGACAAUUCAGGAAAUCAAGUCUAAGUUUUCUGGAAGACAAUGCCCAACCCUCCUCGGAAAACCAAAGAUGUUCUUCAUCCAGGCAUGUCGAGGACAAAUGCGCACAAAGAGCGCUCUAGACACUGAUGAUCCUAGAAGACUUUCGACAAUCGAGUUGGUGGAUGAUUCCGACAUCGAUUCUUGUUCAUCAAUGAGACCGACCGACGAUGCAGUGGAUAUUGAUGGCGAUGUUCCAGAUAACGCUGAUAUAUAUGUGGCCUACGCCACUUCCGAAGGAUAUUUUUCAAUUCGCGAUCAAGUGAAAGGUUCCUGGUUCAUACAGAGUUUGUGUGAGGAGUUGAUUGCCCACGUACACAUUGACGAUCUUGAUACCAUCAUGAACAGGGUAACAAGGCGUGUAACCGGCUUUACGGGUGCUGUAAUCGACGGCGAAGGAAGGAAGAAAAAGAUAUUACAAACUCCAGAUAUAUCCAAGCAAGGCAUCGGAAAGAAAAUUUACUUCAUGCCUAACUACCCACCUCGUUCUGAUGCCGCAUGUAGCUUGACUCAACCUCGUUCUGAUGCCGCAUGUAGCUUGACUCAACCUCGUUCUGAUGCCGCAUGUAGCUUGACUCAACAACCUCGCCCUGAUGCCGCAUGCAGCUUGACUCAACAACCGGGCCCAUCAUCAGAAUCACAAGGCCAUUGUUCAACACAUAGCGAAUGAAUUUUAGAUUGCCUUGUCAGAAUAUUUCAUGCAUUAUCGGGAAAUAAAUAGAACAUAGUACAAACAAAAUAAAAUUUGUCGAUCGGAAUCACUUUCACACCAGUGACAGACAGACGAUUUGUCGCCUCGAUCUUUGUUUCUAUAGUAACCUUUGAACCAAAGCAAGACGGCGAAAAAGCCCACAGAUGGCCUAAGCGCACGGCUAAUGUCUAAAUACAGAUUUGUACUUGUGAUAAUGGGCAAAGGCUACACCACUGUAACCGAUCUUCGACGAAUAAAAUUGAAAGGGAUAGUUGAGUUCUUGUUUAAGACCGCAAAUGCCUUCAAAGUGCAUGGUUAUUGCUCUUAUUCUUUAAUAUUUAUGUCAUUUCUAGUGUCCUUUUAGAACCUAAAAUUGCUAUGAAGGUAAUUUAAUACCCG